AUGGCUAGUUUGAAUCAGAUAGAAUACAUCGUAGGAAUAGAUUUAGGAACUACCUCCUCAAAGGUCUCGAUAGCCCAUGUAAACGACCCGUUUAAUAUUAUUACUGUUUUAAGCUGGGACGAUUUGAAGGAAUCUUCUAAAUAUUUUCUUUCAUCAGUUCUGUACCUGAAAGAUGAGAACAAUACCCCAUUAUGCGGCAUCGAACACGACGAUGUAAAUGAUAGAGGUGUUUAUGUAGCUAAUAUCACUCAAUAUCUUGUUGAUAUCGAUGCUUCAAAUGAAAAGCUUAGUCAACUAAUGGAUGGUUUAACCGUUAAAAAAGUUAUGAUUGACUAUUUGAAAUAUUUUAUUCCACUUGCCCUCAAAAGGUUACAGGUCCAAGACAAACUUAUCAAAAACGAGCGCUUCCAAGACUUUGUUAACGAAAAUUUCAUUGAUGAAAAUAUUAAAACCGUUUGCUAUUGCCUCGUUUGUCCAACCGAUCGACAAGAAUUUAUGAAAGACUGCUUUAUCGAGGCAGGAAUUAUCGAGGCGUCUGAAGCUGAGCACCGACUUUCAUUUGUCAUCCAAGCUGUUGCUAUAGCUCAUUACCAACUUUCCCGUGACAGAAAAGAGACCGGAAUUGAAAACGAUCAGUAUUAUUUUGUUUUAGACAUAAGCGACAUCUCUAUUGGAAUUGCAAGAAUUCAUGCCGCUUCCACUGAAUUGCUGAGUACUGUUACGGGAAUUUCUGACGAUAUCAGACAAGGCUUACUAAAUCUAGGCAUCAAGUUCAAAGACUAUUUGAUAGAAAAUAUGACAGCGUUAAAAUUAGAUAAUUUACUCAUUGAUCAACUCGUCCGGACCUUUUCCGAAAAAAUGAAGAAGUAUAAAUUUGACAUGUAUACCCCAACACAAACUGUUAUAUCACAUAAUGAUAUUGAUGGAAAUCCCAUUGAGUUUACGUAUGAAGACUUAGACAGAAUUGUCUUAAAACCAUUUAUCGAGAGCAUAGCUGAAUUUGUAUCAAAAGCUGAUGAAGCUCAUGGUCACUGCAAAAUUUUUUUCGUUGAAACGUAUGAUGUUAAUGCACCAUACUUUAUUGAAAAUCUUUUAGCCAGAGAUGAGGGUAAGUUGAAGUAUCGUCACUCUAUUAUUGAAGAUUCAUUUGGAAUGGUUUCCUCGAGUGCUGUCUCUUCAAGACUAAACACCUGCAAAUCUCAAACCCCUUUCUCUCUUAACGAUAAUCAACAGUCCCAAUGUUUGGGUAGGAAAUGGUCCUUACCAGAAACAGUGCCCAGUGAAUCUACUGAUGAUGAUAACAAUGGAAAUGGUGCCUGUGAUCUUAUUGUUGGACUUGGUUUGUCACUGCUAAAAAACCUCUGGGAAUUUACUUCUUUUUGUUGUGAUUGUUGUGAUUGAAGCUAGAACAAAAAAAGAAAUUUUAGAAUCCACCUCCAAUGAACAGAAUAAACUUUCCCACAAAUAAACAGGUUUCAUAAUAAUCAUAAGAUUCGUAAACAAA
This is a messenger RNA of Mucor mucedo, 1504 nucleotides long. RefSeq lists its product as uncharacterized. Lineage: Eukaryota; Fungi; Mucoromycota; Mucoromycetes; Mucorales; Mucoraceae. The record is from RefSeq and is a predicted model, not a curated record. The transcript has 4 exons. The coding region runs from base 1 to 1401 and encodes 466 amino acids.